AUUCAAGGAAGACAUUGUCAAGGACGAGACCCAGUUGGCCGAGCUCAACGAACAGCGCUCAGAGAAGUUGGCCCGCGUCAAGGUUGUGGAGACGGAAAAGAACAAGCUCGAGGGUGGCAAGAACGAAGCCGAGGCCUACUUGGGAGAAGAGAAUGAGCUGACCAUGCUUCAAUCCAAGCUGUACCAGCUCUUUCAGUUUCAGAGCACCAAGCAGCUCGAAGACGCCCAGACCAAGUUGAACGAGGUCAAUGAGUCAGCCAGCGAGCAACGCGCUCAGCUUGCCGCCCUCCAAAAGGACGUUAAGAUCAAGGAACAAGAGCUCAAAGUCGAACAAAAGCAGGUCAACCAGCUGCAGACAGCCUGCGAGCAGGCCAAGGCCGACUUUAUCGCCUUUGAACGCAAGGAUAUUAAACACAAAGAGGAGCACAAGUUUCUCAAGAACAAGAUCAAGAAGCUGACGGCUUCCAUUGCCAAGGACCAGAAGCAACUCAAUCAAGAAGCUUCCCGGGACGUUGCCCUCGAGGAAGACCGCGGGCGCUGGCAAGAAGAGCUUCAGGCCUCCCAGCAGCAGCUUGACAGCGAAGAGAAGAGUCUUGAAGAGAUGCUUGAGGGUCUUCAAGGCGAGAUGCAGGCCCAGCAAGACGAGCUCGCGACGCGUCAGGCAGCGCUGGCCCCCUUCAGCCAGGCCCGUGCCGAAGCCAAAGCCAACCUGGAGGUGAAGCAAGGCGAGCUCGAGCUACUCACCCGCAGCAGCCGCGAACUGGCACAGACGCUCGAAUCUGCUCAACAGAGCCAACAACAGGCCGAGGCUGACGAAGAAACCAAGACUCAGGCUUUGGCCGAGGUACAGCAGGAGGAAGCCAAGGUGCUCAAGCAGCUGGGCAAGGCUAAGAAGGAGCUGGCGAAUGUCGAGGCUCAACUGGCCCCCCUCGAACAGUCUUGCAACGCAAAGCGCGUCACGCUUGAGGAGGCACGGGCAGCUUCUUCCUCGUCUCGGGCUCAAAGUGCCGUUCUUGUGGCACUCAAGCGCUUUGCGGCCAAGAACAACCUCAGUGGUUUCCAUGGCCGCCUCGGUGAUCUCGGUACCAUUGACGAUGCCUACGACGUUGCCGUCACCACGGCCUGCGGCGCUUUAAACAACAUGGUCGUUGACACGGCCCGCGAGGCCAAGCUGUGCGUGGAGUUUCUCCGCAAGCACAACGUAGGCCGUGCAUCCUUCAUCAUCAUGGAGAAGAUCACGGCCAUGGCUGAUCGUGCCGCAGCUGCCUUCACCGCACCCUCGGGCACUCAACGCCUCUUUGACUUGGUUCAGCCUCGUGACCAGCACUUUGUCGCGGCUUUCUACUGGGCCCUGCGCGAUACGUUGGUGGCCAAAGACCUCAACCAGGCCACAACUGUGGCAUACAAGGGCUCGCGUGCCAUGCACCGCGUUGUCACCCUUAAGGGUGAGGUCAUUGAUACCUCGGGUACCAUGUCCGGUGGUGGCAAAAAGGUGAUGCGUGGUGGCAUGUCCUCCUCCCUGACACCGCAGCUUUCCGAGCGCGAGCUCGAAGAGAUGGAAACCGACAUGUCCACCUUGACUCGCGAGCUCAACGACCUGCGCCAACGCCAGCAACAGCUGUCCCAGCUUGUGGAAUCGCUUCAAGAACAGGCGGCUGAUUGCACGGCUCGGGCUAAGCGGCUCCAGAUGGAGAUUGCGAACCUGGGUCAAAAGAAGGGUGCUCUCGAAACCCAGAUUGCGGACCUCACCAAGCGCAGCAAGGCUGCUUCCAAGGAUGUCGCGCAGUGCGCAGCUCUUGAAAAGGAAAUUGCUCAACUCGAAGCUGCCUUUGAAGAAGCCAAACAGCGCGCCGCCGAGUAUGAGCAGGCCGUGCGGGAUGGCGAGGAGGCCCUUGCCAACGUGGGUGGUGUUGUGCUCAAGGCCAAGCGCAGCAAGGUCGAUGACCUGCGUCAAGCCAUUGUUGACCUCAAGCAGCAGAUUACCCGUGGCGCUGUUGAUGGCAAGGCAUGCUCGCGCAAGACUACCCAGUUGUCCAAGCGCGUUGAAGCGAGCCAAAAGGAACUGGCUGAAAAUGAGGAAGCUUUGGUCAAGCUGCAAGAGUCGUUCAAGGAGAUUGAGGAAGGAGCGAUCGAGGUCAUCGAGCAACGCGAAGAAGCCGAGCGCAUGCUGCAAGAGCACAUGGAGGUUUUGACUGAGCUGAAGCGAGCCCAUGAUGAUGCCCUCGAUGCCAUGUCGCAGCUCAAGUCAACCAUGGUUGACAUUGAGCACCAGGUCGAAGAGCUGACCAAAACAGUGAAAGACAGUGCAGCCAAGAAUAAGCAUUGGCAAAAGAAACUCUCCGGCCUGAGCCUCCACCGUAUCGGUUAUGAAGACAUGGAUGAGCUGGAUGAAGAGUCGGAGCAGGUCAAGUCGGCAGCUCCCACUCAGCUCGAGACACUGGAUGAGGCCGCCUUGCUUGCCCUGGACAAGGAUGCCCUCGAGUAUGAUAUCACGAUUCUUUCGGAGCGCUUGCAAGGCCGCAAACCCAACAUGUCCGCCAUUGAGCAGUUUUACAAGAAGGAGAAGGAUUACCUAGCACGCGUGGGGGAACUGGAUGAGGUCACCGAGCUGCGUGAUGGCGUUCGUAAACAUUAUGAGGACUUGCGCAAGCAGCGUCUGGACAUGUUCAUGGGCGGCUUCAGCAUCAUCACAAACAAGCUCAAGGAGAUGUACCAAAUGAUCACUCUGGGUGGCGAUGCCGAGCUUGAGCUCGUUGAUCGCCUCAACCCCUUCUCAGAGGGCAUCGUGUUCUCGGUCCGCCCGCCCAAAAAGUCUUGGAAGAACAUCUCCAACCUCUCUGGUGGCGAGAAGACGCUCAGCUCGCUGGCCCUGGUCUUUGCCCUGCACCACUUCAAGCCCACGCCACUCUACGUCAUGGACGAGAUUGAUGCCGCGCUUGACUUUAAGAACGUCUCUAUCGUGGCCAACUAUAUCAAGGAGCGCACCAAAAACGCCCAGUUUAUCAUCAUUAGCCUGCGCAACAACAUGUUCGAGUUGGCGGAUCGUCUUAUUGGUAUCUACAAGACUGACAACGCCACGAAGAGCGUGACGAUCGACCCGGCACUCGUUGCUGCACAGGCGCGGGCUCGCGAGCAGGCCAUUGCACAGCAGGCCUCUGCCAAGAGUGCUGCCUUGGCCGGUCCUGUGGCUGAUGCCUCCCUCCUUGUUGCAUAG
This is a messenger RNA of Monosiga brevicollis MX1, 3214 nucleotides long. RefSeq lists its product as uncharacterized. NCBI's taxonomy places the organism in Eukaryota, Choanoflagellata, Craspedida, Salpingoecidae. The record is from RefSeq and is a predicted model, not a curated record. Gene Ontology annotation, molecular function: ATP binding; ATP hydrolysis activity; protein binding. Gene Ontology annotation, biological process: mitotic chromosome condensation. The annotation marks the transcript as partial. Gene Ontology annotation, cellular component: chromosome. The transcript has 10 exons.